AUGGCGCCCAAGGCUAAGCCGGAUCAAAUGGCGGGAGGCCCCUCCUCCUCGAAAUGCGCCACAGACCCCAUGUUGCAGGGCACCUAUGAGCAAGACGAGUCGAACGACCUCGAGGCGUCGACAGACGAAAUCGCUGCCUUUGAGGAGCGCCUUCAGCAACAGCAGCAGCAUGGCCGAGGCAACUCUGCAGCGGCACGGAACGUAUCGAGGACCCCCACAUCAGGUGCUCCGCGACGCUCGUUAGCACCGUUGGCCAAUAGUGCCCAUCGACCGCAUCCGUCCUCGACUCCCGCCCCGUCGGCGGCCGCCGGCGCAUCGUAUGCCGCCUCGCACCGCACCGCCGACCGUGGCGUGUCGGAGGAUGAGCACGCAGCGCAGGCACAGCGUGGCGAGGACAUCGAAGACGUGCGCCGUCUCGAGGACCGCUUCCGCGGUGGCGAUGACGGCGAUAGCGAUGAGGAGACGGUUGCACGUCGGCGCAAGAUGGGGCUGUGA
Molecule: messenger RNA, 495 nt
Organism: Leishmania mexicana MHOM/GT/2001/U1103
Lineage: Eukaryota; Euglenozoa; Kinetoplastea; Trypanosomatida; Trypanosomatidae
Exons: 1
Coding region: 1-495 (164 amino acids)
Source: RefSeq, a predicted model, not a curated record